Molecule: messenger RNA, 6215 nt
Organism: Cololabis saira (Pacific saury)
Lineage: Eukaryota; Metazoa; Chordata; Actinopteri; Beloniformes; Belonidae
Gene: mideasb
Product: mitotic deacetylase associated SANT domain protein b
Exons: 13
Coding region: 459-3773 (1104 amino acids)
Biological process (GO): regulation of transcription by RNA polymerase II; negative regulation of DNA-templated transcription
Cellular component (GO): histone deacetylase complex; transcription regulator complex
Molecular function (GO): transcription corepressor activity
Source: RefSeq, a predicted model, not a curated record
AGGCUCGACGAGUCAGCGCUGCUGGGAAGUGACGUCCUGCAGUGAGAUCAGAGAAAAUAAAACGGUUAUUACUGUUUCAGACUGUGAAAGAGGGCGGCCAGGCGCCGUCAGGAAAGAAAAAGCAAGAGAGGAGCGAGAUGACGGCUUGUGCGCCGCGGAGGGCAGCGUUUAAUGGUGUUGCCCACGAAUGAGGAAAAGCAUGCUGAUAUCUUCCGAUCUGUGCCCCCCCCGGCCGGAGACCUCGGGGUAGGUCACGCAGAACUUCAGGGGGAAGUAGGAGAUUCUUUGUUGAGCCGACUCCUUUUUCACACUGAUGUCAGUCCUUUUACAACGUGAUUUUACUGCAAAACCCAAAAGGAAUAUACUGGAGGCAAGUUUUAUUUUUGGACCGCUGAAGUGAGAAGGCUUCCAGCGGAGUGCUGGCCCCGGUUGCGGUAAUCGGCUGCUGUGGUGUAUUCAUGCCCAUCAUGAGCGUACCAGCCCAGCAGAAACCAAGUGCCAAAAGAACAGGCAAGCGCAUAACGUUCUUCACCGAUCCAAGUGGAGCGAUGAAGGAAACGUCUCAGCUCCCCGACGGGGCGUAUUACGUCCCGAGCGGCGCUGCAUCGGAACCUGUACAAAGCGAGGCUGCAAGUACUGUUACCUCUAAUCCAGAGGCCACGCACAUGUACCUCAACUCCGUCAUCUUCAGCCCGGACAAGGGCGACCAGAGCCGGGGUCACUAUCAGCAGACGGUGCCCAUGAAGUGGGCCCCCCUGGAGCCCAGCCAGCAGCCGCCGGCGCUGUCCCAGCAGCACAGGGGUUCCACUUGGACCACCUUGCCCAACUGGGGGCCGAACUUUGCAAAUUACAUCGGAGGGCUCAACGCGACGGACUCGAGGACGCAAAAUGCAUUUGUGAAAUCGCUUCACGAGGCGUCCGGCUUGCAGGCGCAUCAACAGCCUCCUAGCAGAGCGACGGACAAAGCCGCGGUGGAGGGGUACAGGGACUCGGGCAAACCUCGAGGCUUGGAGUGGGAGCAGCAGCAGCAGCAGCAGUCGCAGGGCUUCCCAGAGACACUGAAACCCGGAGCGCUGAACGCCCAGCAGCAGGCCGUGUCCCAGCCUGGAGGGAGCUCCGUUCUGCAGCCCUUCCAGUUGGCCUUCGGUCAGCCCAAGCAGCACCUGCCAGCUUACUACCAGACCUUCCACGGGAACAGGACCACGCUACCCAACCCGCCCAACUACUCGGCAGCCAACGCUAAGCAACCGCGUCUGGUGCAGCAGCAGCAGCAGCAGCAGCAGCAGCAGCAGCAGGAACAAAUCCAGCGCCAGCAACAACAGCAUGCCAUCCAGCAGCAGAUUCAGCACCACCAACAAAUGCAGCAGCAACAAAUCCUCCAGCAGCAGCAGCAGCAGCAGCAGCAGCUCCAACAGCAGCAACAAUUACAACACGAGCAGCAGCAACAAAAGAUGCGGCAGCAGCUCCAAAUUCAGCAGCAACUGCAACAUCAGCAGUUGCAACAACAAAACCCCCAUGUGCUUGACUAUUACUCCGCCGCACAAAAUGCACACCCUCACCCGCAGCCCGCCGGGGUCCACUCCCAGGAGUCCUCGGCCCCAGCGCCCCCCAAGAUCCAGGAGCCCAUCAUCCAGGACAUCACGCCGGAGCCGCCGCUGCCGUCCGACCCGCCGCAGCACCCGCUGCUGCGGUCCGAGCCGCCGUCGCAGCUUCAGGCGCAGCUCCAGUCCCACACGCAGCCGCGCCGCUCUCGGCGGCUGUCCAAGGAAGGAGGGGCGCCGUCCGACAACCCCUUCCUCGCCUCGUCCUCCGAUCACGGGCCCACGGGGCCCGAGAACGGGGCCCGGGACAUCCAGGCGGCGCCCACGGGGGUCAUCCAGAGCACCAGCAGGAAACGGCGCGUGUCCCAGGAGGUCAACCUGGAGAUGCUCGCCAAAGAGGCGACGGAAAGGACGUCCCCGUCACACGAAAAGGAGCCCCACCGGCCGUGGAGUCCCACCGACCCCGAGUCUAUGGACGCCAAGCGGCCCCGGGACGACAGCCUCCUCCCGCUCGUCAUCCCCGUGUCCGUCCCGGUGCGGAGGCAGGAGCCCUCGUCUCCCGGCGCGGACGAGGCAGCUCUGGCAUCCAGCUGGACUCCCAGGCACGCCAACCAGGACCUCUGCCGCGCGGAUCACAAGCCCUCCGUGAUCGUCAGCCGCAGACGCUCGCGCAAGAAUUCGGCGUCGGAGAGCUCGGAGCAGAAUGACGGCGCAGAAGGGGAGAAGGAUGACGAUGGCAAGAAGUCCAAGCGGCGGCCCCGGCCGGAGCCCCUCUUCAUCCCGCCUCCAAAAGCCGGUUUAUUCAUCGCCCCGCCCGUCUACUCCAGCAUCACAUCCUACCAGAGCCACCUGCGCUCCCCGGUUCGCCUGGCGGACAACCCCAUCACCAUCCCCCCGUACACGCCUCCGCCCAUCCUCAGCCCCGUCCGCGAGGGCUCCGGCCUCUACUUCUCCACGUUCCUGUCGAGCAGCGCCAGCAGCACGGGCCUGCCGCCGCCGGCCACGCCCAAGUCGGCCUCGCGCAGCCUGUUGCGUUCCAACAGCUGCGACAUCACGCCGCCGGUUUUGUCUGCUAUAAGCGAGGCCACUCCAGUCAGCCUCGAGCCACGGAUAAAUAUCGGGUCACGGUACCAGGCGGAUGUGCCAGAGCUGAGGCCGAGGGCUGCCGUGGAGCAAGAUCACCACCGAGCUGAGCUGGUUUGGGCUCCUCUGGCUGAGCUGGAGGCAAAACCUGACUUCCACAAGAAAGUGGAAGACCUCAUGCACCUGGCCUGUUCCAGUGUUUUGUCCGGCGGAGGCACCAACCAGGAGUUGGCCCACCAUUGUCUGCACGAGUGUAAAGGCGACAUAAUGGCUGCUCUGUCCAUGCUGAUGCUGAGGAAUCCCAUCUUCCCCAAGUCGUCUCAUCUGUCCCAUUAUCACUACUCGGGAUCAGACAGCUGGACGGCAGCUGAGAGACGCCACUUCAACAAAGGCAUCACUGCGUACAAGAAGGACUUCUUCAUGGUGCAGAAACAGGUGACCACGAAGACGGUGGCUCAGUGCGUGGAGUUUUACUACACGUACAAGAAACACGUGAAGAUCGGCCGCAACGGCGCGCUCACGUUUGGCGAGGCAGAACGUUUGGAGAGCCGGACCACCGAGGAGGAGCUGGACCCCAAGGGCUCUCAGAGGCUGGAGCCGCAGCAGGACGAGGACAGCAGGAAGUGGGAAGGCUCAGCUGACAGGAAACAGGAUGCGUGUCCCACCGUGCUCUCACACACGCUGCCGUCGGCCGAGAACCCUGCAACGGUCCUGAUCAUGAAGGCCCAGGAGGACGACGGGAGAGAGCAGCCGCUGCCCGGGGUCAUCCACCCCCCCCAUCCCCCCCAUCCACCCCCUCCCAGCUCCAAACCACGUUACGAGAGCAGCGCACGCAGGACCAUCCCCGCGGCGGCCAAGCCAGUCGCCGGCCCUCCGGAGGGAGAGUUCCCCUGCAAGAAAUGCGGCAGGAUCUUCUCCAAGGUGAAGAGCCGCAGCGCCCACAUGAAGAGCCACGCCGAGCAGGAGAAGAAGGCGGCGGCGCUCCGGCAGAAGGAAGCCGAGGACCGGGCGGCGGCCAAGGCAGCCGCCGAGGCGGCCGCCGCCAGCGUGGCGGCGCGGCAGCAGAACGGGACGCGGCAGGUGGGCGGGGACAGCACCAACGAGGACUCGUCAGAAGGACAGGACGAGGACGAUGAGGACUGGCAGUGAGGGGACGCCCGCAGACGGACAGCAAAGUAAUUACAAAUAAAUUAAGAAUGACUGAACCCCCCCGAUGGACGGUGUAUAUUUUGUGGGCGGGUGCUUCCGCUGCUCGGUACAUCCAGGGACUGAUCAAGUCCCGCGUGCUGGUCGUUUGGCAGACUGAGCGGAUUUGUGCAACAGCCAACUACCCAGAAUCCCCCUUUACUUCCUAUUUUUCAAGGUUACCUCUCUUGGUCACAGGGCUCGGUGAAAUCAAAGCCAUGCUGCUCUUUCGGCGUCGUCCUGUUCUGAAAAAAACUAAGAAACCUUCCUCUACAAUCUCAGUCUCACCCUCCUUUCCUUUAAUCGUUGCACAAUGAGCCACGUUUGCUUCGUCUGCAUCCCGACUGUCAAGUGUUGGAUGAUUUUUUCUUAAACAUUUUUUGUAAAACAAUGCGAAACGUGAAAUCUGACAGCAGGAGCGGUCCAGAAACAAAUGGAGCACAGUGCUGUUGCUCGGUCCGCUCCAAGGCGGACAGAUGGACGGAUGGACGGCACGCGGGAGCGGUUGCUUUCGCCUCUCGGCUGCCAAAAGCUUUCCAGACGCAUGAAAUGGGUUCUGUGUUUGUUUGGACUUCAGUUCUGUGAAAUCCACCCUUUAAAGCCCUCGUCACCUUUUUCUGGCCCCGGUUCUGCCCUCACUGUUGAUGCCUUGGAUGUUUAUGAUGCUUUUUAUCUCAAAAUGACAAUCAAUUUUUCUGUCUGUGUAGCUAUGUAUGGUCGUUGUUGUUUUCUGUGAAUAUACCUGUCGGUGAUUAUUAUUAUUAUUAUUAUUAUUAUUAUUAUUAUAUCCUGGUUUUGGCUGCAAUUUUAUUAAGCGCUUUUUUUCUUUUUUUUUUAUUUAAAGAAAAAGCAAAGGUAAUGCUACUUGCUGCCUGUUUGUAACUGUGAGAUUAAAAAAAAAAAAAAAAAAAAGUUAUUUUAUGGAAGCCAGAAAUGAAGAAAAGGAAGAAGCGUAUGUGCAAUAGAGCAAGUGGACCCCUCCCCGUCACCUGAGCGGCCGGCGCCGCCCGCCCCGCUCUCUGGAGCGCUCACGAGCAGCUGCUCUGGAUGCCUCCGUCAACCCUGUAACUGAUUAGAGGUACUGACUCAGACUGUUGAAACCCCGGGUCCCCACAGAUACACACACGCGCCUGUGCACACACACGCACACACACGCACGCACACACACACACACACACACACACACACACACACACGUUUUUAGUGCUCACCAUUCGCCUGCGAGCUUGUAUUUGCUCCAGGGUCUCCUUUUACCGCUGUGCAGGCUCUGCAGACGUCUGCUCGGCGGUGCCCGGUGCAUUCUCACCCAGAUGUUGCACAUCCCAACCACACACUUUGGCUCGCAGUUGUAAAUCAUGCAUUUUCAUCCACCCGUCUUCUACCUCGACUUUCCAGCUUCCACACUUUCAUUUUCCUCCCUUUAUCCACACGGAUUUUAAUGCAUGUUUUUCGGUAAUAUUCUGAGCAAAUUUCUUCUCACUUGCAGCUUGUUUCUGCGGUGUGUAUCUGUGGUCACCUUUUUCUACCCCCCAACCCCCCCAGCUGGCCGAGUUGGACCAUGGAAACAGCGUUUUCAUGAAAAGUCCAUCGCUAACGCAUCUCCACGUUAAGCUCUCUAAGCCCGGAGCUGGUUUCUGUUGCCAUAGCAACGAAUGGGCAGAAGGGCAGGACAAAAUGCAAGAGGGAGGGGGUGGGGGGGGCAGCUCCAGUUACUCCACAAGUUAAACCUGGGUCUAUGCACGGUGUGUGUGUGUGUGUGUGUGUGUGUGUGUGUGUGUGUGUGUGUGUGUGUGUGUGUGUGUGUGUGUGUGUGUGUGUGUGUGUGUGUGUGUGUGUGUGUGUGUGUGUGUGUGUGUGUGUGUGUGUGUGUGUGUGUGUGUGUGUGUGUGUGUGUGUGUGUGUGUGUGAGAGACUGCUUUGAGGUCAAAUGUGUUGACUGCGUCAGUCGUUGGAGAGAAGAAAAAAAAAAUGGUUCUGCAGACUGUUCACAUUUUUUGGUAUUUUAAUUUAUAUUUCCUUUUUAUUCGGGCUUGUCUUGAGGUUCUUGUUGGGGAGGGGUUGUUGUUACAUAAGAAAACAAACAAAAUGGUUUCGAAGCAGGAUUGUAAACACGUAUCUGUAGACCUUUUCCUCGUUUCAUCCAGCCGGUAAAGGGAAUUUCAAGGCGACAAAAAACGUUUAUUUAGCUAAAGAUUAGAGAUAUAUAUGAAAGGAAUUCUAUGUUUGCAUACUUUCUAUGCUAUUUUCAUAUAGGGUUCACACUAAUGAUUUAAAAAAAAACAAAACAAACAAAAAGGAAUCUCAAGUGCUUUUUACUACCGUGUAACUUAUUUGUUUUGAUUUGAUUUUUACCGCCUGUGUUUUUAGUAAUGAUCUUUUGAAGCACUGUGUAUUAAAGGAUUACAA